AUGAAAGUAGAAAACUUAUCUGAAAGUAUUGAUGUAAAAGAAAACAGAAAUAAUAGAGUUCAAGUAUUGGAAUAUCACCAAAAAUCUGCUGAUGAGAAAAUAUUAGUAGUACAGGAUGCUGAUAUUACCAAUAAAGAUGAAAAAGAAAUAUUUAAGAAAAAUUCAGAGCAUAUUGAAUAUAAAGAAUAG
Racocetra persica is the source of this 189-nucleotide messenger RNA. The record is from the annotation of a GenBank genome assembly. NCBI's taxonomy places the organism in Eukaryota, Fungi, Glomeromycota, Glomeromycetes, Diversisporales, Gigasporaceae.